Molecule: messenger RNA, 2487 nt
Organism: Phalacrocorax carbo (great cormorant)
Lineage: Eukaryota; Metazoa; Chordata; Aves; Suliformes; Phalacrocoracidae
Source: RefSeq, a predicted model, not a curated record
GGGGGCGGUGGCGGCCAUUUUGGAGCAGAGCGCGGGGCCGGUCGGAGCGCAGGGAACGCGGGGCGCGGAGGGAGCGCGGAGGCACCCCCUCGCCAUGGCAGCCCCGCUCGGUACCGGCGUCCUCGCGGAGGACACUGGACAGGAGAAACAGGUCUGGUGACGGUUGGACUUCCGGCGGGGCUGGUGGGCGAGCUCGGUCUCGAUGGCGGCGUGGGGGGACAUGCAAGAGAAGGAAACAGACAACCCUGAGAGAGCGGAAGAGGCGAAACUGAAGGCCAAAUACCCCAACCUAGGCCAGAAGCCCGGUGGCUCCGACUUCCUUAUGAAGAGACUGCAGAAAGGGCAAAAAUACUUUGAUUCUGGAGACUACAACAUGGCCAAGGCAAAGAUGAAGAACAAGCAGUUGCCAAGCGUGGGGCCAGACAAGAACCUGGUGACAGGAGACCACAUCCCCACCCCACAGGACCUCCCGCAGAGAAAAUCCUCACUUGUAACCAGCAAGCUGGCAGGGUAGCCUGCACUCACAGGCUGGGUUUUUUUACUAUUUUCUUUUUUUCUUUUGGCUAAAUGGAUUGAACUUCACUGUACCAUAGGAACGGGAGCACCAGAAUCCACCUAGUUAUUUGAGUAUUUACAGCAAACACACCCAAACCGAGAAGGUGAGCGAGAGGUGCCAGUAGCCUGGGACGCACAGGCAGAUUUGAUUGGGCCGUUCCUUUUAGUGAGUUGGUUUGCUGCCUUAAUUUUCAUGCUUGCAGAGCUACUGAAGUGCUGUCUCCUCACUAGGAGAGUCAAGCAGCCCCAGGAGAAGCAGGAAAGUGCUCAGAAGAGUCCCUUGCUGUUUGCUUGGCACCGGGUAGGAGAGGAGAGCUCAGAGCUGUGGCAUGUGAAUGCUUUUCAGGUGUCAGGUAUCUGCAGAGGAAGAACCGGAUGAGCAAAAGGUGUGAUACAUGAUCUGGAAGUUUAGUUAGGUGUGUGCAUUAGAGUUUCUAAGUCAAGAAAUUAGCUGAUAUGCAAAAAAAUUACGUGGCUGUGUUGCUGGAUUGAGCUGCCUGGGGUCUGUCACCUGCUUGCACAAAGCAGCUGAGCUCACAGGAGGGGACAUGUCUGAUGGCUGCAGGAGAGGGGCCACAGUGUUUGAAACAGUCCUCGUGGCUUUGAGCUGCAAUGAGACGUUUGCUGUUUUGGGGGUAGAGCCCCACCACAGCGCAUCUGAGCACGGCUGUGACGGAGGGGUGCGGUGGGAGGUUCGCAGCUGUCCCAGAGGGUUUGGGGACAGUUUCUCUCUGGCCAGUGAGGCUGCCUUGGCAGUGGUGAGAAGUGGCUCCUCCUCCAGCUGCUGGGUGGAGAGCAAAAGGUGGUGAGCUGAAUCCCACCAGCAGCAGGGCAAUUGGGACACAGGAGAGUGUGGCCAAACAGGCUGGUCGUGUACAGCCCCUGCCUGAUGCCCAGGCUUUGGUGCUUGCAAAGUGGGGGCCAGCAGCAGCUGGUGAGGCAGAUGUGAGCUCUUGGGAGCUGAUCUUUGGAGGGAGAGAAGCAGGACUGGGAAUAAUUGCCCUAGAAGGGAAAAAAAGCACUGGAGAUGGAGAAAGUAGUGAUUAGGAAGAGAGGAGCAUAGAGGCAAACCUGUGUUGAUAGUGUCAGGCACCCCAAGCUUGGAUUUAAUUAUUUUUUCUCCCUUUUUUCUUGCCUUUUCUUUGUUCCAGGCCUGAAAAAAAGAACCAAACAAAAAAAAAAGGGGGGUGUGGGGAAGGGUUGGUGUGAUAGCUGCAACCUGCAGAAUGGUGUGUGUACUCCGUGCAUAUAAUGUCCCCUUCUCAUGCAGCAGAGAUGAAAGUGGCCUCCCAUACUGUGCAGCGGAAGGUCUCAGCGUACCCGUGCCAGGGCAGCACUAAACCUGCCUGGUUUGAAGGCAUGUGGUCAAAAAGAAGUCAAGUGGGCUCUUUUUUUUUUUUUUUUUUUCCUGUUAAAUGAGGGAUUUCCAUCAGGUCAGGAGAAACCAAGGCAGGGCAUGGCUUUAUGUGCAUUCUUAGCUGGCUGACUCAGGCUUUUCUGAGAACCUGUUUCACUCAUCGUGCUUUCCCGCUGCUGGCUGGAGCGAGGAACACGGUGUUGCUUGCUGGGAGGGUGUUUGCCAAGGGUGUGCUUGAAUGCGUGCGUCUGCCUUCAGGUAGUUUGGAGUAAGCCAGUCCAGCUCCACUCAUCGUGGCACUCUGAGCAAAGGGCUCCAUUGCCAGCCCUGUGGCCACAGAGGACAGUUUUCUCUUUGUGGAGCAGGCAAGGAAGUGUAGCCGGAUUGGGGGCUGCCCACUUGUAACCAAGGGUCCAUGCUUCGGACCUUCUUCACCUUUCCAGACCCUGUGUGGCCUGGCCAGGGCUGCGCUGGCAGUGGCUGUGCAACCUCCUUGGAUGUUCUGCUGUCCCAGCCAUGUUGUAAAUAGAUAUGAAUCAUAUAUAUAAAAAUAUAUCUAAUUUUUUACAUGUUCA